Molecule: messenger RNA, 1550 nt
Organism: Monopterus albus (swamp eel)
Lineage: Eukaryota; Metazoa; Chordata; Actinopteri; Synbranchiformes; Synbranchidae
Gene: ttc4
Product: tetratricopeptide repeat domain 4
Exons: 10
Coding region: 195-1388 (397 amino acids)
Biological process (GO): protein folding
Cellular component (GO): cytosol; nucleus
Molecular function (GO): Hsp90 protein binding; Hsp70 protein binding
Source: RefSeq, a predicted model, not a curated record
UGUGUUUCCGCACGGACCUCUAUUAACGCAGUACCGUCCGUGCACAUGUGUAAACAAGGAGCCGGAAAAUUUCGAAACUAAGUAAUGUUGCUACAGCUGGUGGGUUUGUGCCAGUAAUCUCCUGUCAUAGUUUAGCUACGUAAGAUUUGUAAACAAUAAAACCGUACUCUUAAAAAUAUAUAUUUGGAUGGAAAAUGGCGUCUUCGGCGGUGCAAAAUGACAGCGAUGAUGGCAUGGACGAGUUCAUGGACAAAUUCAAGACCCAGAGAUAUAAAAAUGCUUUCACGGAAAACAACUGGGAAGAGGAGUUUAAUAAAGUGCCUAUGUUUAUGAAAUCAGCCCCCGAAAACCUUGACCCACAAAAAUACCCAGAACUAGCAUGUCUCCAGGCCAUGAUCCAUGAUGAAGACAGGCCUCCAGAAGAACAAGCAAAGAGCCUGAAAGAUGAGGGAAACGCGUUUUUCAAGGAGAAGAACUACCAGAAGGCUGUACUGUCAUACACUGCGGGUUUGAAAAAGAAAUGUGGGGAUGAGGACCUCAACACUGUUCUUCUCACCAACCGGGCUGCAGCACACUUUCACAUGGGUAACAUGCGGUCUGCACUGAAUGAUGCUGCAGCUGCAAAGAAGAUCAAACCAGACCACCUUAAAGCCCUGAUCAGAGGAGCUCAGUGUUAUAUAGGGCUGCGCAACUUUGCUGAGGCAAUCCAGUGGUGUGACACGGGUCUCAGGGCCCACCCCACAGACAAGAAGCUGCAGGAGCUGAGAGCUGCUGCAGAUACGCACAAGAGGGCAGCAGAGAGAGAUGCCAGGAAGGCCAAGGCCAAAGAAAAAAAGCUACAUGGAGAGAAAGAAGCUCUUCUGGCUGCUAUAAAGGAUCGAGGCGUUAAGCUCCUGCAGUCUGUGAAGCCUCGUCAGCAGCUUGGUUCAGACAGUGAGGAUGAGGAUGAAGGCUCCUCGGCAGCAAUGGCACAGCUGAGCCUGGAUGGCCUCAGCUCUCAGGAGGCCACCGGGGCUCAGGUCUUCCUGGACGAGCAGGGCUCUCUGCGCUGGCCUGUGCUCUUCCUUUAUCCUGAACACCAGCAAAGUGAUUUCAUCUCAGCCUUCUGUGAGAACAGCUGUUUCACAGAUCACCUGUUGGUCAUGUUUGGAGAAGAACUUCCACCUUGGGACACAGACAGAAAAUAUCACCCACAAAAUCUGCAGUUGUACUUUGAAGAUGAAGAGAAGGAGACACUCUACCAAGUAAACCCAGAAAUGUCACUUUUAAAAGUGUUGCAGCAUAAAAGGUUUUUUGUCAAAGCAGGCACUCCCAGCUUCAUCCUUUUGGUAAAUGACUCCUUGUUCUGGAAGCAGUUUUUAACAGGAAAGAAAAUACAAGGAUUAUAAAAACCUUGCUCUUUAAAACUGGCUUUUAAUAUAGAAAUCUCCUCAACCCUAAAGGACUGACUUUGUUUUUGAAAAAGACUAAGGUAAAUAUGUACAUCUCUUGCACCCAAGAGCUUGGCAUAAUGUUGAUACAGUACAUGUUGAAAUAAAUUUAAAAUAUGA